AUGGCGAUGCGCAUCAUGGACAUCCGCAGCCAGCUGGCCAAGGAGUUCAUCCAGGACCUCACCGACGUGGCGGAGGAGAACAGCACCCUCAUGCGCGAAACGCUCCACACCUCGCUCAUGGGCACCAUCGACUCGGCGUCGUCGGGCACGGACUCGGAGCCGGCCAGCGGCGCGAGCACGCCGCCGCGCAUCUCGUCGCGGCCGGUGGCGGCAACGCCGGCGGCGCCGCCCACGCCCGUGGCGCAGCAGCCCGGUGACGUGGCUGAGGCGCUGGCGGAGGCGGCCGCGCUCGCGGCGGAGCGCGCGCGGGAGCGGCAGCGCAGCCUGGACGAGCUGGCGCGGGUGCGGCGCGAGGUGGAGGCGGAGUCGCUCGCGCGCGCGGCGGCUGAGGAAGCAGCAGCUCGCGAGGCCGAGGAGGCCGCGGCUGCAGAGGUUGCAGCCCAGGAGCAGGCGCAGCGCGAGCUGGAGGAGGAGCAGCAGCGCGCGCGGGCGUUGGCUAUCGCGCGCGCUCAGGCGGCGGCCCUGGCCGCAGCCGCUGAGGCGGAGGCGGAGGCCGAGGCCGAGGUCGAGCGCAACCAGGAGCGCAUAGCUGCCGAGCUGGCACAGCAGCAGGAGCAGCAGCUGCAGCAGCAGCAGCAGCAGCAAGGGCAGCAGCAGCAGCCCGUGGAGGAGGUGCAGGUUGAGGUGCAGGCCGAGGCGCAGGCAGAGGAGCAGGCAGUCGUGCUUGUGGAGGAGGAGGCAGCCGCCGAGGAGACGGAUGCUGCUGCUGUACGUGCAGAGCAGGAGGCUGCUGAGCUGACUCGCGCCCAAGCUGAGGCCGACGAGACGGCGCGCGUUGAGGCCGACGCCGAAGCCGAGGCCCGCAGCAAGGCCGAGGCUGAGGCACGCAGCGAGGCCGAGGCGCGCAGCAAAGCCGAGGCUGAAGCCGAGGCCCGCAGCAAGGCAGAGGCCGAGGCACGCCAGGCUGCCACCGCCGCGCGUGAGCGUGCUGAGCGCGAGGCCGCUGCCGCAGCGCGCGCGCAGCAGGAGGCCGAGGAGCUCUCUCGUGCGCAUAGGGAAGCGGAGGAGCAGCGCAAGACGGAUGAGGAGGAGCCUGUGUCGAUCGGCGUGCCGCUGCUGGGCAGCGACAAGGCCGCCAUGAUCGCCGCCCUCAACGCAGCCUUUUUGGCGGAGCUGCCUGCGGACCUCUCGUGCUUUUCGCACCCCGAGAUCACCGGCAUCAAGCCGGACGGUGGUGUCAGUGGCGAUGCGUAG
This is a messenger RNA of Monoraphidium neglectum, 1254 nucleotides long. RefSeq lists its product as hypothetical. The record is from RefSeq and is a predicted model, not a curated record. The transcript has a single exon. Lineage: Eukaryota; Viridiplantae; Chlorophyta; Chlorophyceae; Sphaeropleales; Selenastraceae. Bases 1 to 1254 code for a protein of 417 amino acids.